UACAGUUGGUCAAACAACAAGUUUCAGUCAACCACGGAUAUCAACGUCUAUAAGAUCACCAACUGUAACAAAACCGUUUAACUGAAGCAGAACCGUAGCUCUGAAGAAUCAUGGCCAUGUAAGAAAAAUAUAGAAACCAGAGGGAGGAAAUAGCGAAAAGAGAGAGAGUUUGAAAAUUGGUGAAACUGCAAGUUGAAAGAUGAAAGAAUGGCUGAGUCAGAUGAAAAAAGCGUUCGGGUUUUCGUUUCUUUGGCUUAUUUGUUUGAUCUACUUUACUCAGGGUUUCAGAUCAUUUGUAUGGACAGCAGUUUCCUACCAGUUGAAAGACAAGCUUAAGUUGUCGCCCUCAGUCUCCCAGUUUGUGUUUUCAAUAGCAUUUUUCCCAUGGAGCAUAAAACCAUUAUAUGGAAUUUUGUCCGAUUGCAUUCCAAUCAGAGGAAGGAAAAGGGUUCCAUACUUAGUCAUUGCAACCGUGUGCUCUUUCGUGCCAUGGAUAAUUCUGGGCCUAAAUGAAUAUGUGAGGAGUUCCCAGUGGCAUCUAAUAGUCUUCUUGACAGCACAAAACUUGGGCUCAGCCAUGGCAGAUGUUGUAGUUGAUGCAAUGAUUGCUGAGGCAGUAAAAUCUGAGCGGGCCACAUUUGCUGGAGACCUCCAGUCAUUAUCUUGGUUGGCAAUGGCUUUCGGUGGAAUAUGUGGGAGUUUGUUAGGAGGAUAUGCAUUAACUAGCUUACAGAUAGAUAGAAUUUUUCUUCUUUUCUCUGUGCUGCCAACCAUACAGUUAUUAUCGUGUUGCUUGGUUAAGGAGAAUCCUGUAGGUAGUAAAGUCUUGCAAGAGUUUUCUAAUACAAGCAGCUCCCAUCUGGUGAAUGGGAAUAAUCACAUUUUGGAUGAGGAGGAUUUCUUAGAGAAGAAGUCCAAUAUCACCAUGUCAAGAAGAAAGAAGAGCCAAAAGAACAAGAAGAAGAGAUUUGUUAUGACAAGGAAACCUCAGAGUCCUGAAAAAGGCAACCACUUAGUCUUACAAUGGUUCCACUCUCUGAAAGCAGCCACUUACAGUUUGUAUUCUGCGUUUAGACAGCCCAUGAUUUUGAGGCCUAUGGCUUGGUUUUUCAUGGCUCAUGUAACUAUUCCCAACUUGUCAACCGUCAUGUUUUACUACCAGACUGAGGUCCUGAAUUUGGAAGCAUCCUUUUUGGGCACUGCCCGUGUUGUUGGAUGGGUAGGCCUUAUGCUUGGAACCUUUACUUAUAACCGCUACCUAAAAAAGAUGAAGCUACGAAGAGUUCUAAUGUGGACUCAGAUAGGAUUGUCAAUCUUGACCUUCCUAGAUAUUGUUCUAGUCUCUCGAAUGAAUGUCGCCUAUGGGAUAUCUGAUAAGACCAUGGUGCUAUAUGGAUCUGCUCUGAGUGAUGCAAUCAAUCAAUUCAAGUUCAUGCCAUUCCUCAUCUUAUCUGGACAGCUAUGUCCACCAGGAAUUGAAGGAACUCUCUUUGCUCUUUUUAUGUCAAUAAACAACUUGGGGUCUACAUUGGGCUCAUUUGUUGGUGCCGGGUUAGCUUCAUUUUUGAACAUCUCUUCAGGAUCUUUCGACAACCUUCCUUUGGGGAUUGCUAUUCAACUCCUCUGCACUUUCAUUCCAAUAGCUUUUCUAUUUUUGAUACCAAAGGAAGCUACAGGAAUAUCAACAUAAUUAGCCAUGGUCUAGAAUUGCCUAGAACCGAAAUCAAUAGUCAUUUUUAACUUUUUUAACCUUCAGAUCGAGAGUCUCAAAGCAAUAGCUGAUUUUUUGAACCCAUAAAAUUCAAUGUAGAGCUUGGCCUCCUCCAACAAUCUUCAUGUAUACAUAAACAUUUUAUACAACAGUUUUGAGUAUCAGUUCAUUAUGAAAUACAGAUUCUUUUUGGUC
Pistacia vera is the source of this 1906-nucleotide messenger RNA. RefSeq names its product probable folate-biopterin transporter 4. Gene Ontology annotation, cellular component: membrane. The record is from RefSeq and is a predicted model, not a curated record. NCBI's taxonomy places the organism in Eukaryota, Viridiplantae, Streptophyta, Magnoliopsida, Sapindales, Anacardiaceae. Bases 200 to 1690 code for a protein of 496 amino acids. The transcript is spliced from 7 exons.